CGGAGCCGGAGCCGGAGCCGGAGCCGAGCCGAACCGGGCCGGGCCGGGCCAUGGCCGCGCCCGAGCUGCGGCCGCGCCUGUGCCGCCUGGUGCGCGGCGAGCAGGGCUACGGCUUCCACCUGCACGGCGAGAAGGGCCGCCGCGGCCAGUUCAUCCGGCGCGUGGAGCCCGGCUCCCCAGCCGAGGCGGCCGCGCUGCGCGCCGGGGACCGCCUGGUCGAGGUCAACGGCGUCAACGUGGAGGGCGAGACGCACCACCAGGUGGUACAGAGGAUUAAGGCCGUGGAGGGCCAGACCCGGUUGCUGGUGGUGGACAAGGAUACGGAUGAGGAGCUCCGCCGGCGGCAGCUGACCUGCACAGAGGACAUGGCCCAGCGGGGGCUUCCGCCGGCCCACGACCCCUGGGAGCCAAAGCUGGACUGGGUGCAGGCGGGCAGCCUGGGCUCCCAAACCGGCCAGAAGGAUGCCAACGGGCCCCCUCGGGAGUUGCGGCCGCGCCUGUGUCACCUGCGCAAGGGCCCCCAGGGCUACGGCUUCAACCUGCACAGUGACAAGUCGAGGCCAGGCCAGUACAUCCGCUCCGUGGACGUUGGCUCGCCUGCCGCCCACUCCGGCCUUCGUGCCCAGGACCGCCUCAUUGAGGUGAACGGGGAGAAUGUGGAGGGGCUGCGGCAUGCAGAGGUGGUCGCCAGCAUCAAAGCACGGGAGGACGAGGCCCGGCUGCUCGUGGUGGACCCUGAGACGGAUGAGCACUUCAAGCGGCUGCGGGUGACGCCCACGGAGGAGCACGUGGAGGGGCCUCUGCCAUCGCCAGCCACCAACGGGACCAGCCAGACCCUGGCCACCGUGUCCCCCCAGGAUGGCGGUAUGUGGAAGCACGACCCCUUUCAGGAGAGUGGCCUCCACCUGAGCCCCACGGCUGCCGAGGCCAAGGAGAAGGCUCGGGCCACACGCAUCAACAAGCGGGCGCCACAGAUGGACUGGAACCGGAAGCGCGAAAUCUUCAGCAACUUCUGAGCCCCUCCUCCUGCGCCGCCUCCUCCCUGCACACCCAGAGACUGGAGCGGCGCCCCCAGAAGCCAUGUGGUCCCCUACUCCGCCCAGGAGCCUCCUACCCCGUGAGCCUGUGCUGCUUGUGGCUCGCGGGGUCCUGGGGAAUGUGGCAGCCAGAUGUGGGGGGAGGCCCCAAUCGAUUGACACGCCAGAGACAGCCAGAGAAAGGAUGGA
Molecule: messenger RNA, 1226 nt
Organism: Sorex fumeus (smoky shrew)
Lineage: Eukaryota; Metazoa; Chordata; Mammalia; Eulipotyphla; Soricidae
Gene: NHERF2
Product: NHERF family PDZ scaffold protein 2
Exons: 6
Coding region: 51-1016 (321 amino acids)
Biological process (GO): protein localization to plasma membrane
Cellular component (GO): apical plasma membrane
Molecular function (GO): protein-membrane adaptor activity; signaling receptor binding
Source: RefSeq, a predicted model, not a curated record